AUGCCUCCAUCUACGAAACGCAUACAACGAUCGCGGCGUAAUACACACCAGGCCCAAUCCCCUCCAGAAAGGCCCGAAGAACCUUCGCCAACCCGCCCUUCAAAGCGUCGCAAGAAGGCUCCAGAACCUCCCGCCUCCGAACCCGCCGAGGACGACGAGUCGACUCUCACUGCCGACCCCUCUGGUCCCAGCAACUCGGACGACCAACUUCUCUCGCAGGUUGUCCAGCAUCUAGUUUAUCCCAAAGAGGGCCCCAUACAAGCCAGUAAAGAUCAUGCAAAUGUCAUCCAUGAGGCCAACCAAGACGGCGUCAAGGCUUAUGCCAAGAUCGCCGCCCAGGAUUGGACCUUCUAUGUCACCAAGCUCAACGUCAAUAUUGGCCGAGCCGCGGAUCCCGCCGCCUCGGGCACUCAACAGCAGGAGGACCCUGAGUCCGACGACUUUGUGCAUAUAGAUCUCGGUCCCAGUAAGCUCGUCUCUCGACGCCAUGCACGUAUCUUCUUCAACUCGGAAGACGAGUCUUGGUUCCUUGAGGUUAUCGGCCGCAACGGUGUCAAAGCCAACAAUAGUCCUUUAAAACAAGGCACUUCCCGUCCGCUCCAGAGCGGCGAGGUGCUAGAUGUUGGCGGUACGGAGAUGAUGUUUGUCUUGCCCACAGAAAUCAGCACCCUCCACAUCCAUCCGAUUUACCUCAAGAGACUCGGUAUACCCAAGCAAGACGUGACAAGUCCCAUUCCACCACCCUCAGCUGCAGGCCCCUCAGACGAACCACCUUCAUCACAGCCAGUCUCUUCUGGAAGAUCACAGCCCUUUCGUCAACCUAUCGCGCCUGCGCCUCCCGACUACAAGCGUCCCGGCACACCACCGUCGGCACGAAGCAAGGUUCUGUCUGCGCAGCACAAGUCGCCUGGCUACUCCAGCUCAGGUACUCUAUUGCUGAGUGCCAACGAUGUGGACCUCAGCCAGGAUGACAACAGGCACAUUAAACCGCAGUUCAGCUAUGCGCAAAUGAUAACUCAAGCUAUCAUCAACACACCAGAUGGAAAGCUCAAUUUGAACGGGAUCUACAAUUUCAUCACUGCAAAUUAUGCCUACUACAGGCACCAGCCCGCAGCCGGCUGGCAGAUCCAUUCGUCAUAA
Molecule: messenger RNA, 1140 nt
Organism: Verticillium alfalfae VaMs.102
Lineage: Eukaryota; Fungi; Ascomycota; Sordariomycetes; Glomerellales; Plectosphaerellaceae
Product: FKH1
Exons: 3
Coding region: 1-1140 (379 amino acids)
Biological process (GO): regulation of transcription by RNA polymerase II
Molecular function (GO): DNA-binding transcription factor activity, RNA polymerase II-specific; protein binding; RNA polymerase II cis-regulatory region sequence-specific DNA binding
Source: RefSeq, a predicted model, not a curated record